AUGAGAUAAGAAUAAUUAGAAUAGCUAUUAAAUCUCAAAUAGUAUUAGAUGAAUUAUAAUAAUGAUUAAAACUUUGAAUUAUUGGCAAUUUAACCCGCUUAUAAAUAGGAAAUGGACAAUGAAGUUCAAAAAUUAGAACAGCAGUCUCUUUUUGCUGAUUCAAUAGAGGUUGAUAUUCCUAGUUUAAAAAAAUACAGAGUAGAAAAAAGAUUAAGGAAGAUGGCUAAGAUGCAAUAAUUAAUAUAAGGUUGGUUUGGAAUAAAUCGCAGGAUCAAGAUGAAACUAUGAAU
Molecule: messenger RNA, 290 nt
Organism: Paramecium octaurelia
Lineage: Eukaryota; Ciliophora; Oligohymenophorea; Peniculida; Parameciidae
Source: the annotation of a GenBank genome assembly